This is a messenger RNA of Alternaria burnsii, 957 nucleotides long. RefSeq lists its product as uncharacterized. Bases 1 to 957 code for a protein of 318 amino acids. The transcript has a single exon. Lineage: Eukaryota; Fungi; Ascomycota; Dothideomycetes; Pleosporales; Pleosporaceae. The record is from RefSeq and is a predicted model, not a curated record.
AUGGCAAAUAACGGCAUCGCUCAUAAGUACUCCAAACGCCUCAUCGCAUUCGAGCACAACCCCCGCCCACUAUCCAGCGCAGCGCCAAACACUUUGCUCUGGGUCGGAGGCCUAACAGAUGGCCUCCUCACCGUCCCAUACCCCUCCGCCAUCGCCAAUAAACUUCCAUCUGACUGGGUCAUAUCCGAAGUCCUCAUCUCCUCGUCCUACAAAGGCUGGGGUACUGGUAGCCUCGCUCGCGAUGCGCGUGAGCUCGGCGAAUGCGUGUCCUACUUUAGGAAGCUACGGCCAGAGACGAAGAUUGUAAUCAUGGGCCACUCAACGGGAUGUCAAGAUAUCAUGGAGUAUCUGCUUGGGAAGGGACACGAGGGGAGGGAGUCGUUGGACGGGGUCAUACUGCAGGGCGGUGUCAGUGAUCGAGAGGCAUGGGAGGACUACUAUAAAGAAGGAGAGAAAAGGAAAGAGCUGGAAGAAGCGAUUAGGAAAUCCAAGGAAUUGAUCGAUAUGGGCAAAGCCAAGGAGAUCCUGUCGCCCGAGAGCAACGCUGUAUUCAAGGAUAUGGGGGGACCACUCAACGCAUACCGAGCAUACUCGCUCCUCUCAAAGGGCGGAGAUGACGACUACUUCUCGAGCGACCUUUCCGACGAACACUUUGCGACAACGUUUGGCAAAAUCUCAAAGAGCACGCCGGUAUGCUUCCUGCUAGGAUCCAAGGACCCGUAUGUGCCUGCAAAGAUCGACAGAGCAGCAUUGCUUCAGCGCUGGACAAGGAUAAUUCGCGAAGGCGGCGGGGUUGUAGAUGACGAAGAUGGUGGCGUGAUUCCAGGGGCACACCACAAUCUUGACGAUGACCCUGAAGAAGUAGUCCAGGAUCUUGUCAAAAGGGUAUGCGGUUUUGUUACCGGGCUGGACAAGGACACAAGCCCCAAGUGGAAGAAGGCUGGGUCUCACCUUUGA